CUCUCCAAGGUGCUGAAUCUCUUCCCGGAUUUUCAAUUACCGGAUUAAUCCUGUCUUCAUCUGUUUGGGAGUCGGAUGUUUCUGAAUCUGUUGGGAGAGGAAAUUCAUGCACUCCGAAUUAAUGCAAAGAGGACCUUCCUUCCCUUCCAAGGCAUGAAUGAAUGCCUGGCUGAAGGCAUGAAUGAAGCCCUGAAAGCAUGAAUGAAGGACUGAAUGAAUGACGGAGCCUGCUCCUCGUUGGCCCCUCCCCCGAUGGAGGCCCCCCACGGCUUCGGGAUCGACUCCUUGCUCUCGCGGAGCCCCGCCCCCUCUUCCUGCUCCUCCUCCUCUUCUUCCAAGGAGGGCGGGGCUCUCCUCGAGGGGGCGGAGCUUAGCCCCACCAGCAGCAGCAGCGGCACCGGAUUGGUCGGCGGCGGGGGCUGCCCCUCCCCUCCUCGGGGGCCCCUCGAAACCGCCGCCGACCCCGCAGGCCCCCCGCGGCCAGGCCCCGCCCCCGCCCAGUCCCGGACCGUGACGUCAUCCUUCCUCAUCAGGGACAUCCUGGCCGACUGCCGGCCCCUCGCUGGCCCCGCCCCCCACCCGGGCCACGCCCACGCCAAGGCCACGCCCACUCCCGGAACAGGGUACCAAGUGAAGGAGGAGGCGGAGCGGGAGAUCUCCAGCUCGCGAGCCACGCCCCCGGCGCCACCUUGCCCCACCCCCUCCUCUUGCCCUGCCCCCUCCUCUUCGUGCUGCCCGUCCUCAUCCUCACCCUCAUCCUCGCCCUCCUCAUCGUCAUCGGGUUCCGGUUCUGGGCCGGGCUGCCGGCUGAAGAAGCCUCGUAAGGCACGCACGGCAUUCACAGACCACCAGUUGGCGCAGCUGGAGCGCUCCUUUGAGCGGCAGAAGUACCUCAGCGUGCAGGACCGCAUGGAGCUCGCCGCCGCCCUCUCCCUCUCCGACACGCAGGUCAAGACCUGGUACCAGAACAGGAGGACGAAGUGGAAGCGCCAGACGGCUGUGGGCCUGGAGCUGCUGGCCGAGGCCGGCAACUACUCUGCGCUGCAGCGCCUCUUCCCACCGCCCUACUUCUUUCCCCCGGGAGGGCUGCCUGGGAUCGACCCCUCCGCUGCCGCUGCCCUCUACCUCUACCGGGGGGCCCCUCCCCCACACGGCCCCGUCACCCCCGUCACCCCAUCCCCUGUCACCCCUGCUGUGACCCCACCUCUGCCGCGACCCCUGGUGCCUCGCCUCCUGCUUCAUGGGCUGGGCGCGGCAGAGGGGGGGCUAGCGGGGGUCAUGCCCAGGUCGGCACAGCCCCGGUGAAGCACUGUCAUGAUCACUCAUGCCAUGCAACUCUGAGCUCCCCGGUCCUGACCUGAGCACAUGGUCGAUGGCUGAAAGUGGGGACAGGAUGCUGCAAGGACACGUGGACCGGCCGUAAAAGUCAAUGGCCCUGAGGUGGGAGAAGGUGGGCUCUGGUAUGUGGGA
Messenger RNA from Anolis sagrei ordinatus, 1470 nucleotides. Lineage: Eukaryota; Metazoa; Chordata; Lepidosauria; Squamata; Anolidae. The record is from RefSeq and is a predicted model, not a curated record.